Messenger RNA from Acipenser ruthenus (sterlet), 4295 nucleotides. Its product is annotated as lysosome-associated membrane glycoprotein 2-like. Gene Ontology annotation, cellular component: membrane. The coding region runs from base 170 to 1426 and encodes 418 amino acids. The record is from RefSeq and is a predicted model, not a curated record. Lineage: Eukaryota; Metazoa; Chordata; Actinopteri; Acipenseriformes; Acipenseridae. The transcript is spliced from 9 exons.
CCCCUUGCGUACUGCCGCAGCGCUGUUCGUGGUUGGAAGUUUGGAAAAAAAUCAUGUGACUUUCAUUUCCUGCUCUUUGAAGUCAGAUCAGUCGCAGCAGCGGAUCCUCGGUUACUGUAGUUAUUCUCUCUGUCUGUAUUCCGCACAAGCUCCCUUUUCAAAACCCGAUAUGUACAGCUGCAUUGGCCUAGCUUUCCUUUUGCUUUUAGGAUGUGGGGUCCUACAGUCUGAUGCAACUGUAGCAGAAGUUUUAGAUCAGAACAACAAGACAUGCAUCUACGCUGAAAUGAUGGUGAAUUUCACAGUUCAAUAUGAGACCAGCAAUUCUACACUUAGCACUGCAGAAUUUGUCCUGCCAACAAAUGUAACAACAGCAGGAAGCAUUUGUGGCAAUAGGACGGUCUCCCCUUUUUUAAAAAUCAGUUUUGGGAAUGGCCACUAUUGGAGCAUUAACUUCACACACAGCAAUACUUCGUACCAUGGAGAUGUUUUUAUCUUCGGCUAUAAUGUCAGUGACAGCACCAUCUUUCAUAAUGCCUCUCAAAAAGGUGUUAUCAAGGUUGUGGCCAAUGAUACAAUGCCACCUGUGCCCAUGGAUCACUACUACAGAUGUAUGAGUGAUGACGUUUUUAAGCAAGGCAAUGUCACCCAGACCUUUUGGAACGUCAGUAUUCAAGCUUACAUUAAAGAUGGAAAUCGAAGUAAAAAUGCCACUGUGUGUAGUGCUGAUACCCCGACCACUGUAGCUCCAGUGACAAAUAUAACGACUAUAGCUCCAGUGACGAAUGUAACAACUGCGGCUCCCACCACUACUCCUAAGCCAACUCCAACCCCAAAACCAGAUAAGGAAACCUACAAGGUUUCCAGGGGCAAUGACACAUGCCUGAUUAUCACCAUGGGACUGCAGCUCAACUACAGCACCAGUGCCCAGGCACCGUGGGAAGUGAAGAACAUUGACCCCAAUGUAACCACUGCGUCAGGAACCUGUGGUAAUGACACCUCCACCAUAACGCUGAAUGAGAACAACACCAUUUAUCUUACUUUCUCCUUCGCUAAACACAGUUCAAAGACAUUCUAUCUUAAAGGAGUGAAUGUAACCACAGUUGUCAAUGGCUCUGCACAACAACUUGGAAUUAACAACAAUCUAAGUUACUGGGAGGCAACCCUGGGCAGCUCCUACAUGUGCAACAAGGACCAGGUGUUCAAGGUUACUGACAAGCUCUUCAUCAACACAUAUGAUCUGAGGGUGCAGCCUUUCAACGUGACCAAUGGAGAAUACUCUACAGCCCAUGAGUGCUCACUGGACGACAGCAGCCUUCUGAUUCCAAUCAUUGUUGGUGCUGCCCUGGCAGGCUUGAUUGUCAUUGUUGUGAUUGCUUAUUUGAUUGGUAGAAGAAAGACCUACGUCGGAUAUCAAUCCCUUUAAAGUGAUGAAAAUCAUGAAACCAGCUAAUCACCCCGAUGGUUUCGUUCUGCAAUCUCACAAAAUCACUUUGUGUUUUUUCUUUUUUUUUUCACUCCACGGAGCAAGUGCAGGUUCUGUUUUUGUAAUCGACCAGUCUGAGCUAAACUUUCUUCAGACAUUUUCCAAGGCCUGUGAAACAGCUGUCUACCAAAACCUACAGGAGUGUCCUGUCACAAGGGAAAUGUGUUCAAAUUGCUCUAAAUCUUUGCACAGAUUCCAGAUGCUGUCUUUUGUCUGAUUUGCAUCAUGGGUAUGCUGUACUAGGAUCACCACCUGUUUACCAGUAGCUACUGAGAAGGUAUAUUGGGCAUUAUAAGGGAGAAAAUAAUGACUGCUCUCCCAUUCCAAAUUGUGACUGUGCCAGCAUCUUACUUCUGAGAUUUAACCAAGAUUAAGACUCAUCAGGCAGCUAUCCGGCCAUAAAACAUUAAAAAACUGGCUAGAUCUUUGACUUGUAGUAUGGAAAUAUGCAGAACAGUUGAUCAGCUGCAAUCAUUAAAUGUAUGAAUCUCUUGAACUUAAGCAGAGUGUUACAUAGUACCCACAGCUGUGUUUUUUUUUAUUGACUUAACCACUUAUAACCCACAAUAUUUUUAACAAUCUGCGAGAUACAUUGAACCUGCACUUGUCUCCUGUAUAGUUAGCCCUUUGUUUUAAUUUCUUGAAUUCAUCCGUGUACAUCUAUAACUCAGCCUUUAUUUUUUAGCACUUAAAUUUGGAAGUUGUACAUGUUAUUUUAUUUCUCUAUAUACUGUAAUAAAAAAAAUAUAUAAAGGGUGUUUGCCACUUUAUCCAUGCUGCAAAUAUAAAAUAAAUAGACAAACAAUAGUGAAUUGGCCAUGUCUAUAUUUAGUUUAGCCUCCCGGAUAUGGGAGAGCAUAGUACUGCAGAUGAGGAUACUUGGAUACAAAAACACUCCUGUGCAAUUGUAGGGCAUUGUUCAUUGCUUUCCUACUGUCAUGUGCACUUUGAAGCUGGCUUAACUUUAAGCUUACCAAAUUCCUAAUGUGGUGUAUUUUGUAAUAUUAAAAUAUACGACAAUACUAGAAGUCAUUGUCGUCUUUGAUGUAACAAUGACAACAAAAAUGGAAUCAAAACAGUAAAAAGCUGUGUAGCCAGUGUUCAGAUCUAGCUUUAUUUCAGUAUAGCAGUGCAGUUACACUCUGUAAAUAGAGAGAGGUUAAUGUGUUUUAUAUGUAUUGAAGGAUUGUUUUGGUUGUUUGGUGCCGACCCAAACGCUUCUCACUCUGGCACAAAUGCGGAACGUGAAGGUUGAGUUGUAGCUUUUGAAAUGUUGCAGUGACCUGCUGGAAUUUGGUUGAAAAGGGACUUCUCAUAGUAACUAGCAAAUAUUAGCCUUUAUUACCAUGAUCCCUUUUAAAUAGAUAGAUGCAGUUUAACACCUCCUUAUUCUAAAUUUGAUUUGACAUGAAAUGCACUUACUUGCUUUAACAAAGAUGUCAUUCGUAACAUUUCAUAAUGUGUUUAAAAUAGCUGCUGCUGCUUUUAUGAUGCCAGCAUGCCUCACUGCAACAUUUAGUCUUUUGAUUAGGGAGAAACAUAUUUAAACUGGUCCAGUUCCAGCCAACCAUGGGAUCAUAAAAGGAAUUUCUUGUGUGUUUUUUGUCUGCACAUGUAUAUAUUCGUUUUUGCACGGAUCUUGUGUCAUGUGUUCUUGCAGUGACCAGUGCGCUGAUGCCUUUUUGUGUUUUCUUUUGCAAUAUUUCUAAAUCGUAUAAGUAACUUGCAUGCCCCAUUUCCACGCUGUUUUAAGGGAAUAUUAAACGUACAGGGUCCUUAAUUGCUAGGCAAGGUCGUAACGGUUUUGUUGCAGGAGUUGCUGUGUUCACUUUAUUGCAGCCAGCGCUUGGUGAACCUGUUUCAGUACUGUAAGUGUUUUCACUUAAACUGUGCAGGGAAUCUGGAGGAUGCUUAUUUUCCAUUCUGUGUUUUAACACUUAUUACUUUUACAGCUGUAAGGUUUGGAGGGUAAAGUAAUUCACUUUCUAUAUAUCCACGUCACAGUGCACAAAUUCUGUCCCUGUUUAAACAGAUCAGUCAUUUAGCAGCUGUCAUAAGAUACUGCUGUUCAGUUUUGACAUGUAUUGCCCUUUUAGUAUUUUUGUGGAUAUUGUUUUUAUUACAAAGGCUGUACAAAACAAGAAGGAGUAUUUGAUGGAAUUAAAAGCUUUUUUUUGUUUUGUUUUGUUUGAAACAUUAUUGUGAAUUAAAUAGUGCUGUUAUUUAAUCAAAAAACACGUUCUUUAACAAAACAUUCAUUAAUCUGUGAACGGGGCCCCAAGAUGUAACUAGGCUGGGUACCGAUACAAACUUUUCUUCAUAGCUGUAAAUUUAAACAAUCAGAAAUUCAGUGCUUUUUAGAUUCCCCCCUACAAUACUGUUGUUCUCCAUAUUCAUCAUGGCUUUGUAUAAACAGUUUUAUUUUCAGAGGAAAUAGUUUGUGAAACUCCCAAAUGAUUCCAUACUAAAACUAAAUGAUUCUACAUUCUUUAAACACUGGCAGGCUGGGAUAGGGAUGUGUUUGACGUUGCAUCCACUUGGGGGCACAGCCAUUCAAGCAGGGUUUUUCAGUAGUUCAGUUUAAUUGCAUUUGUAAGAGAUUUAAGAUUCAGAGUCAAUGAGACGUUCUUCAUGAGAAUCAGACUUUGCUCCUGGUGCAGUGAAACAACAGCGUGUUUGCGCCCUGUCACUUGAAAAAGGGGAAAAAGAAGCCAGUACUGUAGUUACACUAAAGUGUUUUUUUUGGAAGCUUAUUGCCGAGGUUUGCUAACCUCGCUUUAAUAAAGUGAAUUUCUUUAUCCCCUCCUAA